This is a messenger RNA of Alosa alosa (allis shad), 6521 nucleotides long. RefSeq names its product plexin B3 (gene plxnb3). The transcript has 36 exons. Gene Ontology annotation, biological process: negative regulation of cell migration; semaphorin-plexin signaling pathway involved in axon guidance; regulation of GTPase activity. Gene Ontology annotation, molecular function: semaphorin receptor activity; protein binding. Gene Ontology annotation, cellular component: semaphorin receptor complex. The record is from RefSeq and is a predicted model, not a curated record. NCBI's taxonomy places the organism in Eukaryota, Metazoa, Chordata, Actinopteri, Clupeiformes, Clupeidae.
UUUUAAGGUUUUUGUGCUUGAAUAUCUGACUCCACGUGUUGCAUUGUGGGUUUCUUGUCCCUAGUCGGGGAAUUAGAAGCCACUGGAUAGCACUUCAGUUUUGGGGGCGGGGGUGAUAGACCUGAACUCUGACAGACAUCAUUUGGAAAUUCAAUGUAGGCUAAGCGAUACAGAGGAUAGUUGCGUGAAGUGCAUUUUCUCGUGGAUAACACCCAGCGCAUCGAUAACUGCGCGAGGUAAGGGGGUGCCAUGCCAGCUCCCGCUCCCCCGUCGCCUCCCCCCCUCGCCAUCUGGUGGAGGCCCCUCUCACUACUCCUGCUCCCGCUCCUGCUGCUGCUGUCGCCCCCGACGACCACAGCCGCACCUGAGCCCGCGACCUCCGGUGGUCCGUCCGCCCUCCAGACUCGCUCCACCACCCUAAACAGCGGCGCUCCCCUUAACCACCUCCUGCUGGACCGCCGCUCGGGUCAGGUGUACGUGGGCGGCGUGAACGCCCUGUACCACCUGUCGGCCGACCUGCGCCUGCUCUCCCAGGGCCAGACUGGUCCCCGGCUGGACAGCCCCGACUGCCUGCCGCCCAUCGACCCCAAGGACUGCACGCAGGCCCGCCAGACGGACAACGCCAACCAGAUCCUGCUGCUGCAGGACGGCGAGGAUGAGCCGCUCCCGGAAAAGAAGGCGGAGGAGGGGGGAAGUAAUGCGGAGCGGCGCACGCGCUGGCGCAGCCUGAUCGUGUGUGGCACGGUGCUGCAGGGCAUCUGCGAGAAGCGCAGCCUGGCCGACGUGGGCCGCGUGCUCUACAACACCUCCAACCCCGUGGACACGCAGUACGUGGCCGCCAACGACCCGCGGGUCUCCACUGUGGGCGUGCUGGUCCAGCCCCAGCCCCAGCAUCGCUCGCUGGCGCCGGCCAUGCUGCUGGUGGGGCCGCUGGCUACACCAGUAGGUCGGGGGUCCCGCCGCAUCACCACGCUACGCUUGCUGGCUCCAGCCCCAGACCACUCCAUCCCCACCUUCUCCCACGAGGAGCUGGGCAAGCUGGUGGUGGGCUUUACCCGAAAGUACAACAACCACUUUGUGGCGCGCCCGCCACGAAGCCACGCCUAUUCUCCUGCUGUCGCAAGGACGCCUGGGCUCCAAGGAGUAUCGUACGAUGAAGUCAGCUUCUGCACCGACGACCCCAGCUUUACUUCUUACGUGAGCUUCCUCCGCCGCAGCGCCGGGUUGUUAACCUCGCUUCAGGCCGCCGCUUCUGGUAACCGCCGCUGACGGCCCGCGACUUGUGGCUAUGGCGGCCGCCAGGCGCCCACGCCAAUUUCACCGGCCUCGCUGGCGCAGCGCUUCACGACAUGGGAGCGCUUGGACAAGGCCCGAAGACGCCGCAGGAGCUGUAAAGCAUCCCAGGAGGGCCGCGGGCCCACCAACCAGGAGGAGGCCUACAUUGAGUACGAGGUGUCCUCCAAGUGCCUGCGCCUGGCCCAGUCCUCAGUGACCGAGUACCCCUGUGGGGGGGAACACACCCCCAGCCCCAUUGCCAGCGCCGUGCCCCUGGUUGCUGACCCUGCCCUGACCCGCGACACCCAACUCACUGCUGUCGCUACGGCUACCGAGGCCGGACACACCAUUGCUCUGCUCGGAGACAAGGCGGGGCACCUGCAUAAGGUGUUCCUGCAGGCAAAUGGCACGGGUACCCUUUACGACUCGGUGACUGUGGACGAGAAGAGCGCCAUCAACGCUGACCUCCUGCUGGACUCUGCUGGACAGAGCAUCUAUGUCCUGACGGAGAAAAAAGUCACCAGGCUGCCGGUGGCUCAGUGCUCCCGCCACACAGACUGCCAGUCCUGUCUGUCCGUCAGAGAUCCCUACUGCGGCUGGUGUGUGCUGGAGGGCAGGUGUUCCCGUAAGCAGGAGUGCCAGCGCCACGCCCAGUCCAACCAUUGGCUGUGGAGCUACCACCAAGGCCAGCAGUGUGUGUCCGUGCAGAGUCUGGUGCCGUCCAGCCAGAGUCGAGAGGAGCAGACACAGGUGUCUUUCACUGUGGCCCAGCUCCCCAUGCUGUCAGGAGAUGAGUCGCUCGCCUGCUCUUUUGGAGGCCUUCCCUCCCAGUCUGCCGUUGUCAUGGAGAACAGGAUCACCUGUCAGUCACCCAAACCGGAGCUCCUCCCCCCAAGCCCUCCAGGCAGCGAUCACAUGGCUCUCAGAGUGUCUCUGAUGUUUGGCGAUGUGACCAUCGCGCACACAAACCUCACCUUCUAUGACUGCAGAGCCGUGGGUCGGCUCAAUGCAACCUCCCCCUGUAUGGCGUGUGUGGGAAGCAGGUGGCCGUGUCACUGGUGUGCCCUGGAUGAGGUGUGCACUCACGAAAGGAGCUGCCCACGCCAGCCUAUCAUAUACAACGCUGGGGAGAAUUCGUCUCCGCGGGGUAUGGACUCGUGUCCGUGUGUGUGGGCUCUUCAAGGCUCUUCUCUGGUGCCAGUGGGCUUUGAUAAGGAGCUCUACCUGCUGGGGAAGAACCUGGACAUGUUUGAGGACGAGGAGGAUUACGUGUGCGUGGUGGAGAUCGAGGGCAGGUCGCUGAUGCUGCCCGCCACGCUUAUUCGAGGGGAGAAGCAGAUGCACACCUUUAAGUGCUCCGCUCAGCAGUAUCAGUACUCAGUGCAGCAGUUGGAGUACUCCGCUCCUGUGUACUUGCUGAGAGGGACCAGGCGCAUUGACUCUGCACCCAACAUACGGCUCCAACUCUACAACUGUUCGGUGGGUCAGUCGGACUGCAGCCAGUGUCGAGCGGUGGCUCCGGCGUACAGGUGUGUGUGGUGCGGAGGGGAGAACUCGGGGUGUGUGUACAGCGACGCCUGCACUGACAGUCACGAGGACAGCUGCCCGCCCCCCCUCAUCACCAAGAUCCAGCCCACCACGGGGCCUCUAGAGGGGGGCAUCCACGUGACCAUCUGGGGGUCCAACCUGGGCCAGCGCUUCGAGGACAUCCAGCACGGCGUGACGGUGGCUGGGGUGAGGUGUAAACCACUGCCUGAAGGCUACCUCAUAUCCACCAGGAUUGUGUGUGAGCUGCAACGCAGCACACAGAUUAAAGGACCUGUCGUGAUCACUGUGGGAGAUUCUCCACCAGGACGGUCACUGCAGUCAUUCACUUAUCAAGACCCUCAGCUGGUAGGCAUUGAGCCUGAUAAGGGUCCAGUGUCCGGCGGCACACGUCUGACAGUAAAGGGCUCCCACCUGCUCACAGGACAAAGGAGUGACCUGAAGGCCUUCGUAGGACAGCAGCCCUGUUACAUAGUGGAAGAGGUGAAUGACACCCAGCUAGUGUGCCGCACUAGCCGCGCUAACCACACGUCCGAGCUCACAGUCCGUGUUCUGUUUGGCAAGGCGGAGAGGACGGUGGGAAAUGCGGUCUUCCGCUAUUUACAGGACCCCAUCAUUACAGACGCGUCCCCUGCCGAGAGCUUCUACGGGGGCGGACGGGCGAUCACAGUGAGAGGGGAGAACUUUGACAUCAUCCAGCAGCCAAUGAUGUCCAUGUGGGUGGAGCCAGUGGGCAACUUCCUGGUGCGGAGGAGGCGACACAUGUCUCCCAGCGGACCCCAUGUGGCCUUCAACAGUAGCAUGAUAAAGAAACAGGAGCGCUGUGUGGAUGUGAUGUCAGACCGGAUGACCUGCCUGACCCCAGCGGUCCCUCCCGACUGGAGGGUGGUGAGCGUGUGGUUCGAGCUGGACAACCUGCAGGUGGACUUUGAGAGCAUCACAGGGAGGAAGUUCACCUACUACCCCAACCCGGAGCUCUACGCCCUCAACUUUCACACCCCCGACAUUCCCUACCGAUUCAAACCGGGAGCGGUGAUCGCCGUGGAGGGUAAAGACCUGAUGUUGGCCAUGACCCGUGACGAGGUGGUGGCCUGGCUGGGGGACCAGCGGUGCGAAGUGAAGACCCUGGACAACACACACCUGUACUGCGAACCUCCUGAGGAGCAGCCGCUCAGCAGAGACACCGAGUCAGAGUUACCCAGUCUCCACGUUGUGAUGGGGAAGCUGGUGUUUGACCUGGGCCCGGUGCAGUACGACACAGAUGACCCAUCCCCCGUGCCCCUGGCUGCCCAGGUGGGACUGGCAGCCAGCGCUGCUGUGGUGGUGCUCAUCGUGCUGGUCAUCAUCCUCAUGUACAGGAGGAAGAGCAAGCAGGCCCUGCGAGACUACAAGAAGGUUCUGGUCCAGUUGGAGACGCUGGAGAUCAAUGUCGGCGAUCAGUGCCGGAAGGAGUUCACAGACCUGAUGACAGAGAUGAUGGACCUGAGUAGUGACGUGGGGGGACCGGGAAUCCCCCUGCUGGACUACCGCAUGUACGCCGAGCGCAUUUUCUUCCCCGGCCAGAAGGGGGCACCGCUGAGCCAGAACCUGGACCUGCCCGACUCACGGCGGCAGACGGUGGAGCAGGGCCUGGGCCAGCUCAACAACCUGCUCAACAACAGGCUCUUCCUCACCCGGUUCAUCCACACGCUGGAGGCCCAGCAGAGCUUCUCGCAGCGCGACCGCGGCUAUGUAGCCUCGCUGCUCACCAUGGCGCUGCACGACAAGCUGGAGUACUUCACCGACGUCAUGAAGACGCUGCUCGGCGACCUGGUGCAGCAGUACGUGGACAAGAACCCCAAGCUCAUGCUGCGCAGGACGGAGACCGUGGUGGAGAAGAUGUUGACCAACUGGAUGUCCAUUUGCCUCUACUCCUUCCUCAAGGAAGUGGCCGGAGAGCCUCUCUACAUGCUGUACAGGGCCAUUAAGUACCAGGUGGACAAAGGGCCUGUGGAUGUGGUGACCGGCAAAGCCAAACGCACACUAAAUGACAGCCAUCUCCUGAGGGAGGACAUCGACUACACUUCCAUGACUCUUACAGUGAUGGUGAAGAGUGGGGUUGAGGUGCAGGCCUGCCCGGUGAAAGUGUUGGACAUCGACACCAUCACCCAGGUGAAGGACAAGAUCCUGGACCAGCUCUACAAAGGGAUGCCCUACUCACAGAGACCCCAAGCAGACUCCCUGGAUCUGGAAUGGAGGGCAGGGCAGGCAGGUCACUUGACCCUGUCAGAUGAUGACGUGACGGCCAUCAUUCAGGGCCGCUGGAAGAGAAUCAACACCAUGCAGCACUACAAGGUCCCAGAUUUAGCCACAGUAGCACUCAUCCCUCGCUCUCAGAGCUCCGUUGUCAUGGGCAUCAAUCAGGUCUACCAGACUGGGGAAAAGACUCCCAUGCUGGAGGGGGAGGAGGAGGAGGGUCAGCGGCUGUGGCACCUGGUCAAGUCCAGCGAGGACCCCGAGAUCCCCAAACACCGCAAGAGCAGCAUGAGAGAGAGAGAGAGGGCCAAAGCCAUCCCCGAGAUCUACCUCACACGCCUGCUCUCCAUGAAGGGCACCCUGCAGAAGUUUGUGGACGACGUGUUUGUGGCCAUCCUCAGCACCAAGCGGCCACCACCCAUCGCCGUCAGGUUCUUCUUCGACUUCCUGGAUGACAUGGCAGAGAAGCACGGCAUCGACGACCCAGAGACGGUUCAUAUCUGGAAAACCAACAGCCUGCCUCUGAGGUUCUGGGUAAACAUCCUGAAGAACCCGCAGUUUGUGUUUGACGUGCAGGUCACAGACAGUGUGGACGCUGUACUGUCCGUCAUCGCACAGACGUUCAUCGACUCCUGCACCACGUCCGAGCACAAAGUGGGACGGGACUCUCCAGUGAAUAAGCUCCUGUAUGCCAGGGAGAUUCCCAGGUACAAGCAGCUGGUGGAGAGGUAUUACAGUGACAUUCACAGUUCUGGGUCAGGCUGCUACCAGGAGAUGAACUCUACUCUCACUGAACUAUCAGGAAGCUUUGCGUCUGAGAUGAACAAUCUGGUGGCCCUGCAUGAGCUCUACAAGUACAUCAACAAGUACUACGACCAGAUCAUCAUGUCGCUGGAGGAGGAUGCAGCAGGACAGAAGAUGCAGUUGGCCUACCGGCUCCAGCAGGUCGCUGCACUAGUGGAGAACAAAGUCACUGACCUGUGACCACCCAGAUGACCUUUGAACCUUGACUCUUAAACUUAAACACUCUUGUGUCUAAACUGACUAAGUGGUGGACCCGGGGUAGGACCGGGAUGGUAAAGUCUGACCAAUGAACUGCCUGUCGAGCAAAAAAAAAUCCAAUCAACGGGUGAAAGCCAGCAGUUGAACCAAAACCAAAACUCCAAGAUUCUCUCCACUUCCUGCCCAGACACGUGAGGCGCCUCUCAGCUCCAGGAUCUGUUCGGAGCAACGAGAGGGGAGGAAAAGGGAAAGACGUGCAAAUACUGGGAAUAGCUAAAUGAAAUGGACAAGACAUGGGAGCUGUACUGGAAGGACAAGUACAAUCCCACAGAGAUGCUCUGUGCUACUCUAUCUAUGAGUGUGUCUUUGCUUUGUGUUGCUUCAUUUUAAGUGUGUGUUUUUUAUUAUCAGGAGAGUAUGUAUGUGUAAGGUGAGCUUGGCUAAUUCUUCCAUAAAUUAAUAUA